GAUCUGGAAUCACGACACAUAUUCCCGUACACGUACAAAACUCUCAAAAGUACUACUGUAUUACUAGUGAACUAAACCUAUCCUAGUGUACAAAUACGCUUUCAUAUUUACACACCUUUGAAGCGUUUGUCUACUUUACGCCUCGCUAUACACUGUGAAAAAAAACAUCUUUUUUCGUUACUUUUGUUGUCUACGCUAUUCAUCGAAACAGGCGUGGCUAAGUCUUACUUUUCUUCUUUCUCUUCUUUGCAGCGAGCGUUGAAUAGUUUACCUGGGGCAAUCAUCGCAUCGUCGCCAUAGCACAUGCGCCAUGCUGUCGAUGCCUUCAAAAUGCACAGAUUCUUCUGCCAGCUGCAUUUUUUCGACCACAACCGCACCACUACACUUAGUCUAGUCGGCGAAUCGAUUUAUCGAUAAGAAGGAAUACACGUUCACGUUGAUACCCUCAACCUACAACCCUCCGUCUGGAUUGGAACACAUUUUAUCCCCUUUUUUGCACACCCCUACGGAGAACAUUGGAUUCUUACUUCCCCUUCUUCAAUACGUACCGUUUUUCAGCGCCCUUUUUCCACCACUGCACUGAGCCACACAAACACACAUAAACGGAGUUGCCAACGCAUGGACGAAGCGAAGGCACUGGAUGGAACUAACCGGCGGGAAUCAGCCGGACUGACUGGUUCGAAUCUGUCGCACAUGCGUUUUGUCGUUCGUACCGUACGGACGUGUUUGGCGUACAACAGCAAACAUUCAGCGACCCACGAAAACAUCGACGCAGAAAUACAUCGAUCCGUGUCCCGUGCGUAUCUACAGGGGUUGAUGUCAAGAAGUGAUUGUGCAAAAAUGUUGCCAAAACUCGUAAACAGUACAGUGAAAGGUUUGUUCUAAAACACGACAAAACUUGCAUAUUGCUCAAUUGAAAGAGGUUACUGCGAUCCGUUUCGUGUAAAAUGCGUGUUUAAAUUGGAUGCGAAUGGAUGUGUGCGAGAAGUGUAUAAUUCUAUCUGCAAUUGUUAUCGAUCGAGGACAUCUUCGAAACAACCAAAAUCCAAAAACAAACAAAAAUUCUCAAUGAUCUUUUCAUGAAGCUAGUGAAAAUCUGAAGAAAAAAAUUGUAGUGAAUUAAUAGUGUCCCACACGUGAACAACAAACGCGAAGAUGCUGGAGUUUUAUCACAAUCUCAAUAUUAACACCGGUUUGCCACCUGCGGCAGCAAACACCGAUACUAGUUUAAAGGAUAAUAAUAACAUGCUGGACGGUAACGAACGGACAGACAUCGUCGGUACAAUCAAGAGCGAAAAAACGCAGGAAAUAUGUGAAGGAUGCGGACAAAAGAUAAAGGAUCGCUACUUCAUGAAGCUCUCCCCGGACCAGUUCUGGCACGAGCAGUGCCUUCUCUGCUGCAUAUGCCGCAUUCAGCUAAACCAAACGUGCUACACCAAAAACACCAAGGUCUAUUGCAAGGACGAUUACUAUCGAAUUUUCGGCGUGCCAUCCGUUCAUCAGCAGCACCAGCACCAACAGCACGGCCAACAGCGGGACUGUUACGGUUGUGGCGAACGCAUCGCACCGAGCGAAUUGGUAAUGAGGGCGAAACAUCUCGUCUACCAUCUGCAUUGCUUCCUGUGCUACACCUGCAACCGACCGCUACAGAAAGGCGAACCAUUCUCCAUCCGUGCCGGCAAACUAAUCUGCCAGCAUGACCUGGAAAAAGAUUUCUACGGUUCCGCGGCAGCAGCAGCGGCAGCCGCAGCCGCCAUGCAUCACCAUCACGGUGCGGGGCUACCGCAUCCAACUCAUCUUCCACCUGCGGCACACCUGUAUGGCGAUGGCGAUGACUAUCUGCUCGACGAUGGCCUACGGACACGGGAUGGCCGUCGUGGACCGAAGCGACCACGCACGAUUCUCACCUCAGCCCAGCGCCGUCAGUUUAAAGCUUCGUUCGAUGUGUCACCGAAACCUUGCCGCAAGGUCAGGGAAGCAUUGGCCAAAGAUACCGGUCUGUCCGUGCGGGUAGUUCAGGUGUGGUUCCAAAACCAACGGGCAAAAAUGAAGAAGAUUUCGCGCAAAUCCAAAACGAACGCUAAUGGCGCAGAUGGUGAGAAGAACCAUUCGGAUAAGGAGGACAAAUCGAUCAAGUUGGAAUCACCGAGCAGCGAACACAGCCACUAUCUCGGGCUGGACAGUUCGUACAGCUCAUCCAGCCAACCGUUGAAUCCGAACCUUCCGUACUCGCCUGAUUUCCCAGACAAUUCCGACGCCAGUCUGUGCAGUUCGGACAUUUCGCUAGACGAAAGUUUCGACAAUGUGGACGAAGCAACGUCCGAUACAAUGUCGCUACAAAACCUAGAUCUUCAGCCAAACCUUAACAGCGGUGGGGGUGGGAUUGGUACAGGCCAAGGCACAUGUUCGGGUCCCGGUGUACAUAAUGGGCAGCUAGUCAAUCACAACAACAAUACCAUCGGUUCGAUGAUGUCGAACAUGGCCGGCAGCAUAACGCACAUCGACAAACUCUACCUGAUGCAGAACUCCUACUUCAACUCGGCGCAGAUCGAACAGUGACCGGAAGUGAUGGACCAGCUGCACUUGAAUUAAGGCGCACCGAAACUAGUCAAUGAAAUCCGGCGUAAGGGAAUAGAAAUCGCGCGAACUAUUAUUUCACGCCAGGGACAUAAUGUUUAAGCGGUCUGUUUGCCAUAUGUUGUGGCAGCACACGUUUGAAGCUGUUACCUUGCAAUAGGUUCUUAAUUUAUGAGAUUGGUAGUUUUUAGUAAUUUAUUGUUGUUACAGAGCUUCAGUUUCCUAUCAUGGAAUGCACAAUUUGCAACAGAUUAGCGAGAUGGUUCCUAAUGUCUAUCGGCCAAAAUCAAAUGGUCUGUUCAGGAUGCGCCAAGAACAAUCGCGAUGAUGAUGAAACUAAGUACUAAUUGAGCAAUUUUGUGAAAUAUGUAAAGAAAAAAAAGACACAAUAUUCGAAAGCA
Molecule: messenger RNA, 2978 nt
Organism: Anopheles funestus (African malaria mosquito)
Lineage: Eukaryota; Metazoa; Arthropoda; Insecta; Diptera; Culicidae
Product: LIM homeobox transcription factor 1-beta-like
Exons: 5
Coding region: 1156-2559 (467 amino acids)
Biological process (GO): neuron differentiation; regulation of transcription by RNA polymerase II
Cellular component (GO): nucleus
Molecular function (GO): DNA-binding transcription factor activity, RNA polymerase II-specific; RNA polymerase II transcription regulatory region sequence-specific DNA binding
Source: RefSeq, a predicted model, not a curated record